Molecule: messenger RNA, 837 nt
Organism: Rotaria sp. Silwood2
Lineage: Eukaryota; Metazoa; Rotifera; Eurotatoria; Philodinida; Philodinidae
Source: the annotation of a GenBank genome assembly
AUGGAUGAACAACUUGAAGAUUUCUUAAAUACUUUUCGAACUCCAUUUUGGCUCGACGAUCAUCAAUGGUUUGUUCGAUGCGAUUGGCCACAACAUACAAAUAAAGUAUUUAUUCUCUACACUUUACCCUAUUGUUUUAGUGACACUUAUGUUAUUUAUCAAAAUCGAUGGUCAAAAGCGACGUGUCCUAAUGCUCACGAUUAUGACUCCUAUAAUCGAGUAACAAACGUAUUUUAUAAAGGACGUGUAGAUAAUUUAGCUUUAUAUCCUAGAUGUUACCCAAAUAUUCGUCGUUUGACAUUGAAACUUCCUUUUGAUAAUAAUUUUUUGACUAUUAUUCCAACAUUGGAUCAUUUGACUUCAUUGAACGUAAUUGAAACACGAGAUAAUAGUCGAUCAAAAUCUCAACUAAAAGCUUUACUCGAUCGAGCGCCUCGUCUAGCUUUUUUAAGUGUUGAUGUGAUAUCAUUUUUACAAUGGGCACAAUCGAAUAUCACUCAUGCAUCUCUUCGUCGACUGUAUCUAAAACAUUAUCGCGAUAGAAUGAAUCAUUAUAUGAAUGCUACACAAUGUUCUAUAUUGGCUGAUUCAUUAGUCGGACGCCAAUGUGAAGUUCUUGCUAUUCGUAUUGAAAGCCGAACAAUUAUUCUUGAUCUUAUACAUAAGAUGUGCAAUCUUCGUGCAUUGAAUUGCGAAUGUAAAGAUGAUAAUUGGAUCAAUAAUUCAUUAUUAUGUCCUAAAGAUGAACUUGUAGAAUGGUUGCGAAAUUCUUUACCAGAAACGUAUUACAUUAGUCGGCAUGAACCUCGUCUCGUACGAUUGUGGAUUAAUAAUUAA